Messenger RNA from Kluyveromyces lactis, 1053 nucleotides. It is a transcript of the gene YKE4, whose product is annotated as Zn(2+) transporter YKE4. Gene Ontology annotation, molecular function: zinc ion transmembrane transporter activity. Lineage: Eukaryota; Fungi; Ascomycota; Saccharomycetes; Saccharomycetales; Saccharomycetaceae. The record is from RefSeq and is a predicted model, not a curated record. Gene Ontology annotation, cellular component: membrane. The transcript has a single exon. The coding region runs from base 1 to 1053 and encodes 350 amino acids. Gene Ontology annotation, biological process: intracellular zinc ion homeostasis; zinc ion transmembrane transport.
AUGAUCCAAGCAGCACUAUUAACGGUACUUAGCCUGGGAUUAAGGCAAGCACAUGGACAUGCAAGUCAUCAUGUUACUUCACAUGGUCAUGAUCACGUACACCAGAAUAGUUUCCAACAAUUGAACAACGGUGCCGUAAUUCAAUAUCUGCAACUGCUGUUCCCAUUCUCGGCAAAAUACAAUGCAAUGCUCGCGACCCUCUAUUUGUGUGCUCUUCCGUGUAUCUUGGUGGCGAUAAUACCGGGGUUCAAAAGAGGUGGAACUAAAAUGGUUCGACUCAUGGUUCCAUUCGCUCUUGGAGGAAUCUUAGGGGACGUAUUUUUACACGUUCUUCCAGAGCUAUACCAUGAGGGCGAUCCUGUUGAUAUUGGAUAUGGAAUUCUAUAUGGGUUCCUUUCCUUCAUGGCGAUCGAUAAACUACUGAGGGUGAUCAACAUGGGCAGUCCAAACUCACAUUCGCACUCACAUUCGCACACACACACAUUCGACGAUGAUCACUUGAAACAGUCGACAGAGGAAGAUAAGAAGCCUACUGGCACUCAGAGUUCCAGGAGCAAGACCAAUAACAAGUCUUUGGAGGUAAGUACGUAUCUCAAUAUGGUUACUGAAUUUAUACACAAGGCUGCCGAUGGUAUCGCAGUAUCCUCAUCGUUCUACACAUCAAAAUACGUUGGGAUAAUGUCAUUCAUGGCCGUUGUAUUUCACGAGGUUCCGCAUGAAUUAGGAGACUUUGCUGUAAAACUAUCCAGUGGGUUGACUUUCAAACAAGCUAUCGAAUCUGAGCUAUUUACAUGCUUGGGAUCAUUGACUGGAGCUGCCAUCGGAUGUAUAUUAAAUGAAAUGGGCAAAGGUAAUGACGAACUCAACAACGAGGAAUGGACCAACAAGAUCAUGAUUAUAACAUGUGGAGGGUUCAUCUAUACGAGCACAGUUGGCGUGGUACCAGAAUUACUAAAUAUAAGUACCAACUCAAGACGAAAAGAGAUCACAACUACUGUCAUUCAAAUCGGAUGCACAUUGCUGGGUUUCUACAUGAUGAGCAUUAUAGAAUGA